Rhizophagus irregularis DAOM 181602=DAOM 197198 is the source of this 637-nucleotide messenger RNA. The record is from RefSeq and is a predicted model, not a curated record. Lineage: Eukaryota; Fungi; Glomeromycota; Glomeromycetes; Glomerales; Glomeraceae.
CUCAAACUCUCUUUUUUUUCGCUCGCUUUCAAUAUUGUUGGAUUGGUUGGUUACAAUGGUUACAGCGGUUACAGUCGGUUACAGUGGUCACAGUGGUUACACAACCUGACAAACUAAUGAUUAUGAUCGACAGUUAAAAAUUUUUCUUGUGUUCCCUCAAGUUUCUAAAUUUAUUUUAUUUUCUUUUUUUAAUCUUUUAAAAAAAUGCCUUCUCAAAAAUUACACGAUCCUUGGGCUAAACGUGAAGCUUGGCGUAAUGCUCCUCAUUUUUCUCCUCGUUAUUCUUUAAGACAUGCUUGGCCUGGUCUUUCUUGGGGAAUUGGCGCUUUUAUCAUUUAUUUGGGUAUUGAUGCUGUAACUUCUCGAAUGAAUGCCCAUGAUAAACAUAUUGAAACAAAGGAAUCUCAAGCUCAAACCGGUUAACCCUGGGAAUAGGAAUAUAUGUAUUAAAAUUGGAGAUAUAUAAUAAUAAAAUUUUGGUGUUAUUGCAAUAAUGAAAUUAAUGAAACAGAUUCAAUUAUAAUAAUUUAGAUCUAUUGUAUAAUUUAUCAGAAAGCUAUUUCACACUAUUUCACAACUAUUUCACAAUGAUUUCUCACCAAAUCAUAAUUAAAUAAGGAAAUAUAACUUUCCUAGG